AUGAAUAAUGAUAACUACGCCAAUGCGAAUGGAGAGCUCGAAAAUCAACAUUACGAGAUACCUCAGCGUCUUCUUCGACACACUCCAAGGCCUCGGGAGGUGGUGUUCAUGUUGACAAGAACCCAGCUGGCAAUUAUGUACAUUACCUGGGCUGUCGCGCGACGCCAUGUGCAUCAACGCGUCUAUCAACCGGAGUUGCCGUUCCCUCCCUACCCCCCGCAUCCAGUCUGGUCAGACGAGCGAGAGAGUGCCGCAUGUUCGAAAUGGAGAUGGCUGAACUUGAGUAUAUACUGGGACUUGGAGGUGCUGCCCGUUAGUGCCUAUAAAUACCUUCACGAAGUUUUUUCAGCGGACAGGCGUGGCGUUGAUAAAUUCAAGUCAGGCUUAUUCAGCCCAUUAGCAGAGACAGUCGCCUUGUGCCAAGGGUUCGCUGUAGAUUACAGUGUGGUGACACGAGAUGAUGCCCAUUGA
Molecule: messenger RNA, 471 nt
Organism: Suillus plorans
Lineage: Eukaryota; Fungi; Basidiomycota; Agaricomycetes; Boletales; Suillaceae
Exons: 7
Coding region: 1-471 (156 amino acids)
Source: RefSeq, a predicted model, not a curated record